Molecule: messenger RNA, 6819 nt
Organism: Scophthalmus maximus (turbot)
Lineage: Eukaryota; Metazoa; Chordata; Actinopteri; Pleuronectiformes; Scophthalmidae
Product: ras-specific guanine nucleotide-releasing factor 2
Exons: 29
Coding region: 586-4545 (1319 amino acids)
Biological process (GO): positive regulation of GTPase activity; Ras protein signal transduction
Cellular component (GO): plasma membrane
Molecular function (GO): guanyl-nucleotide exchange factor activity; protein binding
Source: RefSeq, a predicted model, not a curated record
AUGCCGCACGGCGGCGCGCGGCUGGAGGCUUCGGCGACCUGUCUCUUUAAGUUGGUGUCAAAGCCGAUUACCGCUGAUCUCCGCCGCGAUUCUGUUUUCACCGUCUGUCCCCUGAAUCUAUUUUUGUGUUGCGUUGCGUUGCUGCCGGUACGGGAAGCCUUUGCUCUUAUUUUCUUUUUUGGGGGUUGUUGUUUUUGUCCCCCCUCCAAUUCACAGGGGCCCGCGGCAGCGCCCUCGUGCGCCCGGUGAACCGCGCGUCAAAGUUUGGAGCGCGCAAAGGCACGUGGACUGCGGCUGCUCUCUGGGGGCUCGGCUUGGUAGGAGAGCCCCCGUCACCCCUCAGCCCUGGCGAGGGGGGAGGGGGCGGGGGGGUGUGUGUGCGCCGCGCCGCGGACACUCCGACUUUUUACACCAUCGGUAAGCCAGGAUUACUUUUUUCCCUGCAACCGGAGCUAUUAAACGCUUCCGCUCCAUUGUCCCGCCGCGGAAAGCAAGGCAAGUGAGAGCAUGCCGGGGGUUGGCGGUGCGACGCCGCGGGUGGCCGUCUGAAGCCGGCACCGAGACGAGAGCCCCGGCGAACGUACGAUGCAGAAGAGCGUGCGGUACAACGAGGGACACGCGCUGCACCUGUCGGUGGCGGCGCGCAAAGAGGGCACCAAGCGCGGCGUGCUGAGCAAGAAGACCACGGAGAACAGCCGCUGGGCAGAGAAGUACUUCGCCCUGUACCAGAACGUGCUCUUCUACUUCGACAACGACCAGAGCGCCAGGCCCUCCGGCAUAUACCUGCUGGAGGGAUGCUCGUGCGAGAGGGCCCCGGCGCCCAAGGCCCCUGCCAUCGGCAGAGAGCCCACGGAGAGACAGCAGAACUAUUUCCUGGUCAUCUUUGGCCACGAUGGACAGAAACCUUUGGAGCUGCGGACAGAGGAAGAGUCGGACUGCAAUGAGUGGGUGGAGUGCAUCCAGCAGGCCAGUUACGCUGACAUUAUCAUCGAGCGUGAGAUCCUGAUGCAGAAGUACAUCCACCUGGUCCAGAUCAUGGACACUGAGAAGAUCGCAGCCAAUCAGCUUCGUACUCAGCUGGAGGACCAGGACACUGAGAUUGAGAGGCUUAAAGCUGAGAUUGUAGUGUUGAACAAAACCAAGGAAAGGAUGCAGCCUUACCAAAACAACCAAGAGGAGGAAGAUCCAGAUAUUAAAAAGAUAAAAAAGGUGCAAAGUUUCAUGCGUGGCUGGCUGUGCCGGAGAAAGUGGAAGAUCAUUGUUCAGGAUUACAUCUGCUCCCCUCAUGCUGAGAGCAUGAGGAAGAGGAACCAGAUUGUCUUCAACAUGGUGGAGACAGAGACCGAAUACGUUCACCAGCUGUCCAUCCUGGUGAACUGUUUCCUCCGGCCGCUCCGCAUGGCUGCCAGCUCCAAGAAACCUCCCAUCAGUCACGACGACGCCAGCACCAUCUUUCUCAACAGUGAGACCAUCAUGUUUCUGCAUGAGAUCUUCCACCAAGGUCUAAAGGCCCGGAUUGCCAACUGGCCCACGCUAGUUCUGGCCGACCUGUUUGACAUCCUGCUGCCCAUGCUGAACAUUUACCAGGAGUUUGUGCGUAACCACCAGUACAGUCUGCAGGUGUUGGCAAACUGUAAGCAGAACAGAGACUUUGACAAGCUGCUGAAACAGUACGAGUCCAAUGCUGCUUGCGAGGGCCGGAUGUUGGAGACGUUUCUCACGUACCCCAUGUUUCAGAUUCCACGGUACAUCAUCACUCUCCAUGAGCUGUUGGCACACACACCUCAUGAGCAUGUGGAGCGCAAGAGCCUGGAGUUUGCUAAAUCCAAACUGGAGGAGUUGUCAAAGAUGAUGCACGAUGAAGUGAGUGACACGGAGAACAUCAGGAAGAAUUUGGCGAUAGAGAGGAUGAUUGUGGAGGGCUGUGACAUCCUGUUAGACACAAGCCAGACCUUCGUCAGACAGGGCUCUCUCAUCCAGUUGCCAACCAGCAGUGAGCGGGGCAUGCUCAGCAAGGUCCGCCUGGGCUCCCUGUCGCUGAGGAAGGAGGGAGAGAGACAGUGCUUCCUGUUUACCAAACACUUCGUCAUCUGCACCCGAACAUCUGGAGGAAAGCUUCACUUGCUCAAGCAAGGAGGAACGUUGUCUCUGAUAGAGUGUACUCUCAUUGAAGAACUAGAUGCCAAUGAUGAGGACUACAACGCAUCAGGUCAGGGCUUCAACCAUUUGGAGUUUAAAGUUGUGGUUGAGCCUCCCGAUGGUCAGUCCUUCUCUGUUGUCCUCUUGGCUCCGUCUCGCCAAGAAAAGGCUGCGUGGACCAGCGAUAUCAGCCAGUGCAUUGAUAAUAUCCGAUGUAAUGGCCUAAUGACCAGUGUGUUUGAGGAGAACUCCAAAGUGUCUGUGCCGCACAUGAUCAAGUCUGAUGCCCGACUGCACAAGGACGACGUCGACAUCUGCUUCAGCAAGACACUCAACUCCUGCAAGGUCCCACAGAUCCGCUACGCCAGUGUGGAGCGUCUGCUGGAACGACUGACUGAUCUGCGCUUCCUCUCCAUAGAUUUCCUCAACACCUUCCUCCACACUUACAGGAUCUUCACCACGGCUGCUGUGGUCAUUGACAAGCUGGCCGACAUUUACAAGAAGCCAUUUACGUCCAUACCUGUCAGGAUCGAGCAACAUUCAUGUGAUCGUCUGUCCAUCAUGUCCCUCUGUCCUGACUACAGUCUGAAGAUCAGACAGCUUGCCCUGGACCAAUCCAAGUCUCUGGAGCUGUUUUUUGCGACCAACCAGGGGGCAUGGGGAACAGACCCCUUGAACAACAAAUCCCCGAGGCUUUGCCGCAAGUUCUCGUCUCCUCCUCCCCUCUCCAUCCCCUCUCGCACUUCCUCCCCCGUCCACUGUCGCAAGCUCUCCCUCAGUUCCCCAAUCGGUGUGAAAGUGGGGACCUUGGACCUGUCUACUACCCCCUCCUCCUCUGCAGCCAACUCCCCCACCUCCAGUCACAGCCCCUCCAUCUCCUCUCCUCCUCCCGGCUCAACCAGGCCCCCUUCAGGCUUUUCCUCCCCUCCGCCCACUGCCACACGCUCUCCCAGCCUCCCCCAUCCCUCUGGGAUGUCCUCGCCUCCCCCCAUCCCCACCAAGGCCCUGCUGGACCUCAGCCAUGGUCCCAGCUCCCCAGAGCUGAGCCCAGCUGCAGGGGAGGACGUCAGCGGAGAGCUGCCUCGCAUCGACGCCUUCUGUGGGAAGCUGAGACGAAGCAUCCGCAGGGUUGUCUUGGAGUCAAUAUCCCUGGACAAGUUUCUUCCUGAAUCGCCUGUCAGCAGCGAGCCGAGCGACAUAUCUCCCUGCCGCUCACCAUCAACCCCGCGGCAUCUCCGCUACCGACAGACAGGAGUCACACCGGGGGAAAACUCCCGCUGCACGAUGUCACCGGCUUCAGCAUUUGCCAUCGCCACCGCUGCUGCCGGGCAUAGCAGCUCCCAGGGUUUUGGUAAUUCUGAGAAAACCUGUGACAAAGAAUUCAUCAUCCGCAGAGCUGCAACCAACAGAGUUCUCAACGUGCUGCGACACUGGGUUUCCAAGCACUCCCAGGACUUCGACAUGAACAGUGAACUGAAGAUGGGAGUGAUGAGUCUCUUGGAGGAGGUGCUGCGGGAUCCAGACCUGCUGCCGCAAGAGAGGAAAGCAACAACAAACAUAUUAAGUGCUCUUUCUCAAGAAGACCAAGACGAUGCUCAGCUGAAGAUAGAGGAUAUAUUACAAAUGAAAAGCUGUCCCUUGCUACACUUCAUCGUGGUUGAGAGCCCUAAAGCCGAGUGUUUUGAGUCUCUGUCAGCAAUGGAGCUGGCAGAACAGAUCACACUGCUGGAUCACAUUGUGUUCAGGAGUAUUCCCUAUGAGGAGUUCCUCGGUCAGGGCUGGAUGAAGAUCGACAAAACUGAGAGGACUCCGUACAUCAUGAAGACCAGCCAGCACUUCAAUGACAUGAGUAACCUGGUGGCGUCUCAGAUAAUGUCCCACACUGACGUGGGCUCCAGGGCCAGCUCCAUAGAAAAAUGGCUGGCAGUGGCUGAUAUCUGCCGCUGCCUCAACAACUACAACGGUGUUCUGGAGAUCACCUCUGCUCUCAAUCGUAGUGCCGUCUACAGGCUGAAGAAGACCUGGGCCAAAGUCUGCAAACAGACAAAGGCACUAAUGGACAGGUUGCAGAAGACAGUGUCAUCGGAGGGGAGGUUCAAGAAUCUCAGAGAGACACUGAAAAACUGCAACCCACCAUGUGUGCCAUACCUGGGCAUGUACCUCACUGACCUGGCUUUCAUUGAGGAAGGAACUCCCAACUUCACUGAGGAGGGCCUGGUUAACUUCUCCAAGAUGAGGAUGAUUUCUCACAUCAUCCGGGAGAUUCGUCAGUUCCAGCAAGCACCUUACAGGAUAGAGCACCAACCCAAGGUGACUCAGUUUCUUCUGGAUAAGACCCUAGUGAUGGAUGAAGAUACCCUCUAUGAGCUGUCACUGAAGAUUGAACCCAGAGUACCACCUGGCUAAUCACAACUUUACUUCAUACACUAUUAAUUACACACAAACAACCAUGAUGGGUUAACACAUGUUUUCCAGUAUCAACACAUGCAAUCAACUUGUUCUUAGUAAAGCAUACGUUGUUACAUGAAAGCACCACCAGUUAUUGUGCUUAGGAAACUCAGGGGGAAAUGUGCCUUGUUGUAUGUAUAUCUGAUGUAUAUAUUUAGUAAAUAGAAUGGACUGUGACAUUUUACACAACUCUGCCAUACGUCGUACAGUUAUGACUGUAAAAACAACCAUGAUAGCCACUAAACAUGGCACCAGAAAGUAACCAGUUGCUGCUAUCACACUGUAAAUACCAAACAAACAAUAUGCCUCUGUAGUCCUGUACAUAAACAAUGUCAGAUGAGUUUUGUACUAUUUGUGUGAUCAUGGCCAGAUUAUCCUGCUCUUGGGGCAAAGUGGGACACGGGGCCCUUAUUAACCCCCUCUGGGCAUUGCGUACAAAAUCUAUAUGUUGGUUUGUUACAAGGCCCCCGUUUGCUGUGUGGUAGCUUCCAAAUUAAUUUACAAAGGCAAACCAUGUAAGCACAGCCUCUACACAGGAUCUAUCAAGAGAACUAGAGGCUGUUCUAACAAGAGUUAAAGUUUUGCUUCAACUCUUGUUAACUUGGGUUUGGUGCCUUUGCUGAGAGCAGCUGCCCUGCUACAGCUUGAGACCCAGUCGAUGAGAGCGCCGAGGGCAAACCAGAACAGCAAAGUUUGGGCCCGUUCAAAAACAAAAAACAAAGAAAAGAUGAUAAAUGGGAGACUGAGGGGUCGGUCGAUGAUUCCAUCUGGGUUUGUCACUACGACCUAUCACUUGCACUUAACGCAUUGUCUUUUCAACUGCUUUCAGUAUUCAAACAUCGAUCAGUGCAGCUUUUAAUGCCAUUCGUGUGCACCGGUAAUCAGGCCGCUCUGGAGAAGGACACAGGCACGUCAUCCAUGGGGAAACAUGCGUGUAUUCCCUCUUGUGUCAACAGUCUUCUGCCCCCGGGUGCCACCAAAACCAAAUACAGCUGCUCUAAAUUACUUUUUUUUUACUUUUUACCUUUUUCUUAGCUGUGACCAUACGAAACACAAGUUAAAGAUUGACUGUAUUGGCCCAAAUAUAGGACAGUCCUGAAUACGAGUUGAUUUUAAGAGUCGACCCCUGUCAGAUGACAGACUCUGACCGUCUUCUAUUUUUAGCUCAUCCGUGAGGGCUAUGAUUCUUGUCUGUGUGACAGAUUUUCUCCCUGGCUCAUUUCUGCAUUGAAAGACAUUAGGAGAAGUUAUGAACUUGGGUUGGGUUUUUUUUUCAUUCCGAUUGAAGAUUUUGGGCUGACUCUUUACAUGGGAAGUGAUUUGAUAUGGUUUGGUGUUCAUAUUCACUGACACAUUUAAUUGGAACAAUUGUGAGACAUGGGCAAAAGUUACAAAUGUGUCAUGUGGAGAAAUUUAGGUCACCAAACAUUUGUGUCAAGACGGAGGGCAUGUGCAAGACGUAAACAGAUUAAAUCAUUAACAUGGCGCAUUAUUGUUUUGAUCAGUUUAAUGAAAUGGUUUACUCCUCCCCUUUGCAACUGAUUUAAAUGCUCUCUGUUGGCCGGUUUGUUCUAAUGGAUGUGUUAAUAUGGGUCAUUUGUAUCCUGUUUAGGGGGAUUGUAAUCAGAUUAUGCUCAACGUGUACAUAUGCUUUUUUUCCACUCUGACAGCAAAUCACACGACACCAGCCUUCAGAGAGUCCUGCUGGUUAAAGUGGACUAACAGCACUGUAAGGGCUCAUUAACUGAAACCCUGACAAAACUUUCUUACCAAAUAACCCAUAGUGCAACACGGUCUGAAGAGGACAAUGUUACAGUGGUACUCAACAAUAUCGGACACGGCCCCCAUUUUUAAUAAUGUGUCCAGACAAAAAUAUUGUCCUGUAUUUCAUAAAAAUACUGAAAUCUUUUUUUCAAAUUUUUAGCACAUCUGCAAUUUGAAUUGUUGUCUACAUGCAAACAUUUGCCUCACUGAGCAUUUCCUGGGCGCUUUAAUAGAAAUGAUGAUGAUGACACACUUAACAGUGUUUUGGGGGAUUCUGGGUCACUGUCCUUGGCAACCGAGGCUGUUGUCUUAUAAAUUGUAUGUGCUGAGUGGGGCUUCAUUUUCAAUUUUGUAUAUCUUUACUCAUCUGUUAACCCAAACGGUUUGUGUUGUUGCAGUAUCUAUUCUGUUGAAAGUUACAGCAAAAACCUUUUAGCUCUGUAAAAAUAAAAAUUUACUUAUCACAUA